GAUCAAAGGCUCGCAUUCUCCGACGCGCUUGGAGCUUACGUUACAAAAAAGCCUUCCAAUCCACUGGUCCGAUGUCUGUAAUAAGAGCCGCCAUCUUCUUCCGUCGUUAAUUGCAAGGAGGAGAUCUAGGGUUUCCAAGCCUCUCUGCGUCCGAUGGCGCCUAGCUCCUCCAAUGGCAACGAAAACCCUAAUCUUAAGCCGACUCCCGACGCCGACGGCUCCUCCGUGGAGGCCGUCGCUCGUAGAAUACAAGAAUCUCUCGCCCUGCCGAAGCGGCACCGCUUCUGGGAGACCCAGCCCGUGGGGCAGUUCAAGGACCUGGGCGACGAUUCCCUCCCGGAGGGACCCAUCGAGCCCCCCUCCCCUCUCUCCGCGGUACGCCCGGACCCCUACAACCUCCCCGCCUCGUACGAGUGGUGCACCGUCGACGUCGACGACGCCGCCGCCAGCGCCGAGGUCUACAACCUCCUCUCCCUCAACUACGUCGAGGACGACGACAACCUCUUCCGCUUCAACUACUCCCAGCCCUUCCUCCGCUGGGCCCUCCGUCCCCCCGGCUUCUUCAAAGCCUGGCACAUCGGCGUCCGCGUCAAGGACUCGAAGAAGCUCGUCGCCUUCAUCACCGCCGUCCCCGCCAGGAUUCGCGUCCGCGACGCCGUCGUCGGGAUGGCUGAGGUCAAUUUCCUCUGCGUCCACAAGAAGCUCCGCUCGAAGCGGCUGGCCCCAGUCCUGAUCAAGGAGGUAACCCGGCGGGUACAUCUGGAGAACACCUGGCAGGCGGCGUAUACCGCUGGUGUGGUCAUCCCGACACCGGUCGCCACGUGCCAGUACUGGCACCGCUCGCUGAACCCUAAGAAGCUCAUAGACGUGGGCUUCUCCCGGCUCGGGGACCGGAUGACCAUGAGCCGGACCAUCCGGCUCUACAAACUCCCGGAGUCCCCGGCUACACCAGGGCUCCGGAAGAUGGAGCUUCGCGAUGUGGCCGCGGUCACCCGGCUGCUGAGGGAGUAUCUCAGUCGGUUCGUCGUGGCCCCCAACUUCGAUGAGAAUGACGUGGAGCAUUGGCUUCUCCCAAGGGAGGAUGUGGUGGAGAGCUAUCUGGUGGAGAGUCCUGAGACGCAUGAGGUCACCGAUUUCUUCAGCUUCUAUUCAUUGGCAUCCUCGAUCCUUUCCAACCAGCAUCACUCGGUCUUGAAGGCUGCCUAUUCGUUCUAUAAUCUGGCCACAAGGACACCCUGGGUACAGCUGAUGAAUGAUGCGCUGAUCGUGGCGAAACAGAAAGAUUAUGAUGUGUUCAAUGCAUUGGAUUUGAUGGAGAACGAGAAGUUCCUGAAGGAGCUGAAGUUUGGGCCUGGUGAUGGGCAGCUCCACUACUAUCUUUAUAAUUAUAGGAUUAAGGAGCAGCUGAAACCUUCUGAACUCGGGCUUGUGCUCUUGUAGCUUCUUGUUUGCUUUAUGAUUUUGAGGUCAGGGACAGGUUAAACAUUUUUGCACGUCUCUCUUUGCUACACUUUGCUGUGUUGUUGCUGUUUUAUAAGCAUCUAUGAUAACUUUGAAUCUUCAGUUGUCUUGGAAAUCAAGAGGCCUGUAUAUCGGGCCUUUUUUCCAUUCA
Molecule: messenger RNA, 1612 nt
Organism: Elaeis guineensis (African oil palm)
Lineage: Eukaryota; Viridiplantae; Streptophyta; Magnoliopsida; Arecales; Arecaceae
Product: glycylpeptide N-tetradecanoyltransferase 1
Biological process (GO): N-terminal peptidyl-glycine N-myristoylation
Cellular component (GO): cytoplasm
Molecular function (GO): glycylpeptide N-tetradecanoyltransferase activity
Source: RefSeq, a predicted model, not a curated record